CUUUAUGGGCGGAAGUAACGUGAAUUUUAGCUCUUUGUAUCGCAUAUAACAUGGCUACUGGACACGAAAAAGAGGUAAGCCUAUUCGACUUGGCAAGUGAAAAAAUAGCUGAUGCACAGAAGCUUAUGGCCGAGGCUAAGGACUUGCUAAAGCAAGACUUGGACAAUGCAAGACAAGAGAAAGCGGCCAUCGAAGAGAUCACAAAAACGUUGAGACAAAUUCACUUCUCUAGCAAGAUCAAGUUGAAUGUCGGUGGUAAGAUUUAUAAAACAACACUGGAUACUCUAAGGAAGGAUCCAGAUUCCAUGCUUUGCGCGAUGUUCUCUGGAAAGUUCGAGCUAAAGGCGGAUGAGGAAGAUGGAGCAUAUUUCAUUGAUCGUGAUGGGAAACUGUUUCGAUAUAUAUUGAACUACCUCCGUGACGGUGACUUUCUUUACCCUGAGGACCAAACUGUUAGGGAGCAGCUCCUGAAAGAAGCAAAGUUUUACCAAGUUCAGGGAAUAGUGCUUUGCGGAAGCCGGUAUGAUCUUUUUUCGGUACUAAUAAUAAAAGAUAAAAAUCACGAGUCAACUCUUCUGUCGUGGCUGUCACCUGGGGUUACUUUUUCUCUGCUGUAUUGUGCCUCUGCAGAUGGCAAUACUCCCGCCGAUUUUCACCGCUGCUGUGACAACAAUGGGCCAACUCUAGUGAUGAUCAGAAGUGAAGAUUGCAUCUGCGGUGGCUACACUUCAAAGUCUUGGGUAUCAGCUUCUCCCAUGAGAGCUAUUGAAGAUGACGAAUCUUUCCUGUUUACGCUGAUAAAUCCCUCUGGAAGUAAACCGAUGAGGAUUUAUGUAGAUCCAGAUAAUCCUGGUGGUAUACAGUGCGAUAGAGAUAAAGGCCCGUGCUUUGGAACCUCAAAGAACUAUGACCUUCAAGUGUGGUACACAUUCAAUGCUACUAGCCCCAAAGAAAGUUUAAGCAGGUUUGAUAUGGGUUAUGGCUUUAGUUGUCCUGAAAGUGUUAACAAGAGAACGUUCUUCACUGGAAAAUACCCGUUUAAGAUCACAGAACUCGAAGUAUUCAAGGUUAAGUUUUAGUCUGACUCAAAACUCUUAGCUUUAGAUAACAAGAAUAACGACAACAACAAUCUCUCUUCCUUAAAAGCUAUUACAAAAAAAAAAUAUUAAAAAUAAACUAGCGUAUUGGCGGCCUGGAAUAACCAUAGGGGACUAGCGGAGCCAGGCAGUCAGUUGACAUCAGCGGAGCCAGGCAGCCAGUCGACAUCAGCGUUACAUUAUCUGAAAUUUGACUAAAGAGAAUUCGAUAUCUUUUCUUACCAUCGAAGUAGCCUGUUCCAAUAUCUUAGGUUGUGGGACGGGUGAAAAGGCGAGGAACACAAAUUACCUUUUUUUUGCAGUGAGUAUUACUCAGUGAACAAAAGGGAAUGAUCCUUGGUCUA
Messenger RNA from Stylophora pistillata, 1441 nucleotides. RefSeq lists its product as uncharacterized. The record is from RefSeq and is a predicted model, not a curated record. Lineage: Eukaryota; Metazoa; Cnidaria; Anthozoa; Scleractinia; Pocilloporidae. Gene Ontology annotation, molecular function: protein binding. Gene Ontology annotation, biological process: protein homooligomerization.